UUUAAACCCGCAUAUCUAGUCGUUUCCCACCCAAUUUCUUAGAAAAAGAACUCCCCCUUGUUCUUUUCUUCUUGAUUUAUAGCAGUUUGUAAGCCCCACCCAGUUUCUUCUUUACCCCCUAAACCUCUUCAGCAAUUUCCCUUUGUUAACCAAAAUGAGACUGCAUUUCAGUUCACAUUGGUCAAGCUGGUAACGCUUGUUGGGAGCUCUACUGUCUUGAACAUGAUAUUCAGAACAGUCGGAGGUGGAGACCAUGCUUUCAACACCUUUUUCAGUGAAACCGGCGCCGGGAAACAUCCCCUUCGUUCUAAAUUUUUGGAUCUUGAACCGACCGUAGUUGAUGAAGUUAGAACCGGGGCUUAUCGUCAAUUAUUCCAACCUGAACACUUUAUUAGUGCCAAAGAAGAUGCUGCAAAUAACUUUGCCAGAGGCCAAUUCACAAGUUUCCACAUCUUUUGUAGAGCCUUACAAGCGUUCAUGACAAAACCCAUAAGAGAAAACAAAAACCUCAGUCACUGCUCGUUAUGCAAGUGUUGACACACACCUUGGAAUUGAGCAAAACGGUAGAGAUGAUUUGGAAUCCCUUGGUUAUGUGCUUCUGUAUUUCCUGAGAGGAAGGUUGUGUAUAUGAUCACCCCAUGCUCAUUUCAUUCAUGGUUUUAUAUUGUUUCUUGUUGCUGAAUCUUUUUUCUUAGUUUCCCUUCGCAUUGAUUUUGAAUUUGAUUCAGUUUGCACAAUUUCUUUGCUUCAGCCUUCCCUGGCACGGGCUAAAAGCUGGCAGGAAAUAAUAUGUUUACUUGCCCCGUCCAUCGAUUGAGAAAUUUAAUUUUUAUGAUAUCGCUCAUGCUUCGUUGUUUAAUAGGUGCUCUGUAAGUGAUAUCCAUCUGAAUUUGUCUUGUAUUUUAACUACUGUCGAUCUUUGCGGUUUGAAGAGGCUUUUCCGAGACUUGUUUGUAAGUGAAAAUACGAGAUUUCAUUUUUUUAGCUUUUUUCUUGAAAA
Molecule: messenger RNA, 1000 nt
Organism: Gossypium arboreum
Lineage: Eukaryota; Viridiplantae; Streptophyta; Magnoliopsida; Malvales; Malvaceae
Product: tubulin alpha chain-like
Exons: 5
Coding region: 223-537 (104 amino acids)
Biological process (GO): microtubule cytoskeleton organization; mitotic cell cycle
Cellular component (GO): cytoplasm; microtubule
Molecular function (GO): structural constituent of cytoskeleton; GTP binding
Source: RefSeq, a predicted model, not a curated record